AGCAGCAGCAGCAGCAGCAGCGUGCACCCGGCUGCGGCGGCCACAAGCGGCUCCUGGUGCGCCGCCGGGCGCCCUCGCUGCCCGGGUCCUCCCACCGCCGUAUAAAGCCUGAGGCGGGCGGCAGCGCCCUUCGCUCCUGCCCGCAGCGGAGGAGGAGCGGCACCCCAGGCGCGGCGGCUCCCCAGGCACCGGGUUUUCCUCUCGUUUUCCACCCCCGCCCCCUUUCCCCCCCACUCUCGGGGGCUGGCGGCGCGGGGAGCGGCGGCAGGCCGGCGGGUGCCGAGGGGGAAGAUGGCGUGGAGCGGCGCCCGGCCGCCGCGCCUCCUCCUGCCGCUGCUGCUGGCCCUGGCGCUGCCGGCGGCGGCGGAGCGGCGACCCGGGCCCGGCCCCGCAGAUAAACUACUAGUUUUUACUGUAGCAACUAAAGAAACCGAUGGCUUUCACCGUUUCAUGCAAACUGCAAAGCACUUCAACUACACAGUAAAGGUGCUUGGAAAAGGUGAAGAGUGGAAAGGUGGUGAGCUGCCUAACUCUAUUGGUGGAGGGCAGAAAGUUCGACUAUUGAAAGAAGGCAUAGAAAGCUAUGCUGAUCAAGAGGACUUGGUUGUAAUGUUUGUUGAAUGCUAUGAUGUUAUCUUUGCGGGGGGGCCUGAAGAACUGCUAAAGAAAUUUCAGGAAACUAAUCAUAAAGUGGUGUUUGCAGCAGAUGGACUAAUUUGGCCAGAUAAAAGGCUAGCUGACAAGUAUCCUGUUGUCCGGAGUGGAAGACGAUUCCUGAACUCAGGAGGAUUUAUUGGUUAUGCUCCAUAUAUAAAUCGUAUUGUGCAGCAAUGGAAUUUACAGGAUAAUGAUGAUGACCAGCUGUUUUACACCAAAAUCUAUGUUGACCCAUUGGCAAGGGAACGCAUUAACAUUACUUUGGAUCACAAAUGUACAAUUUUCCAAACCCUAAAUGGGGCUGUUGAUGAAGUCCUUUUGAAAUUUGAAGAGGGAAAAGUAAGAGCAAGGAAUUCAGCGUAUGACACAUUACCGAUCACUGUUCAUGGAAAUGGUCCAACUAAAAUUCACUUGAAUUAUUUGGGAAAUUAUAUCCCCAAUGCUUGGACACGGGAAACUGGUUGCAGUAUUUGUGAUUUAGACUUACUAGACCUGUCAGCUGUAACGGAAUAUCCAAGAGUAAAAAUUGGUGUUUUCAUUGAACAACCCACUCCUUUCCUACCUAAAUUUUUAGACAGACUGUUGACUCUGGACUACCCAAAGGAGGCACUCAGUAUCUUCAUUCAUAAUAAUGAGGUUUACCAUGAAAAACACAUCAAGAAAUUCUGGGAAAAAGCCAAGAACAUUAUCAGAAAUAUAAAAAUUGUUGGACCUGAAGAAGAUCUGAGUCAAGCAGAAGCCCGGAACAUGGGAAUGGACCUUUGUCGCCAGGAUAAAGCAUGUGAAUAUUACUUCAGCAUAGAUGCAGAUGUCGUGCUGACAAACCCAAAAACUUUAAGAAUACUGAUGGAACAGAACAGAAAGAUAAUUGCUCCGCUCGUAACUCGUCAUGGGAAGCUUUGGUCCAAUUUCUGGGGUGCUUUGAGCCCAGAUGGCUAUUAUGCUCGAUCAGAAGAUUAUGUUGAUAUUGUCCAAGGAAACAGAGUAGGAGUAUGGAAUAUUCCUUAUAUGGCUAACAUAUACUUAAUUAAGGGACAAACUCUCAGAUUGGAGAUGAAAGAAAAGAAUUACUUUAUGCGUGAUAAAUUGGAUCCUGAUAUGGCUCUCUGCAGGAAUGCCAGGGAAAUGACUUUACAAAGGGAAAAAGACUCCCCUUCUUCGGAAACAUUCCAUAUGCUCAGACCCCCAAAGGGUGUUUUCAUGUACAUUACCAACAGACAUGAAUUUGGAAGACUUAUUUCUACAGCCAAUUAUAAUACCUCUCACUACAACAACGACCUCUGGCAGAUAUUUGAAAAUCCUGUGGACUGGAAGGAAACCUAUAUAAAUCCAAACUACUCAAAGAUCUUCACUGAUAAUAUAGUAGAACAGCCGUGUCCCGAUGUGUUUUGGUUUCCCAUAUUUUCUGACACUGCCUGUGAUGAAUUGGUAGAAGAAAUGGAACAUUUUGGACAAUGGUCUGGUGGAAAACACCAAGACAGCCGUAUUUCUGGAGGUUAUGAAAAUGUCCCAACUGAUGAUAUUCAUAUGAAGCAAAUUGGACUGGAUAAUGAAUGGCUGCAUUUCAUAAGAGAGUUCAUUGCUCCAGUAACGCUAAAAGUGUUUGCUGGCUAUUAUACCAAGGGCUAUGCUUUAUUGAAUUUUGUUGUAAAAUACAGCCCGGACAGACAACGGUCGCUUAGACCUCAUCAUGACUCCUCUACAUUCACAAUUAACAUUGCUCUUAACAAAGUAGGAGAGGACUUUCAAGGAGGUGGAUGUAAAUUUCUUAGGUACAACUGCUCCAUUGAGUCUCCCAGGAAAGGAUGGAGUUUCAUGCACCCAGGAAGACUUACUCAUUUACAUGAAGGACUUCCUAUCUUGAAUGGCACAAGAUACAUUGCAGUAUCAUUUAUUGAUCCUUAAUUUUAUUUUUUUUCCCUCUUCAGCAGUGUUUGAUUCCUUACAUAAACAUUUAUUUAUAGAUUUCUUGAAGAUGGUGAUAAAAGAAACUUUAAGUUACUGUUCCUAGACAGCAAAGUUACUUUGGGCUAAAAGAAUGAAAAAAAGAAAAUGUUCUAAAAUUGUUGAAGAUGUCUUAAUAUCUGCUCUGAGCCUUGAGUCACAAAGUAAACACGUCCUGCUUAUUUUUCCAUUCUGCUGUCUUAAAGUAGGUAAGAAGGGAAAAUGGAAAAGCAUUUUAUAAUGAAUCUAUUUUCUUGCUGAAAAAAAAAAAACCCAAACCAAACAAGCCUAGAUGCAAAAUUAUCUGAAAAAAUUAUUGUGGUUUUCAUUCAGUAAAGUGACACAGCUAAAGUUUUUUGUGGUGUGUAUAUUUGGUACCAACCAAUUAAAAACCACAGCAUAAAACCAAAAUCAAGUGAAUCUUGUAUACAGUUGUUGAGGAUAAGCAAUAAUUCCAUAUGCUGGUAUAUACUGAAGGGAAAACAUCUCAGUAGCCUGUUUUCUUAAUUCAUUUUCAAUAGUGAAAUAUACACCUUUAGAAGAAAAAAAUAAAUAAUUUGUGGAGAUGGAGCAAAGAUUAAGUAGUUUAGCUAAGAAAAAAUGGUUUAUCAUUUGUUUUAAAAAUGCAUCCUGUUGAAAAUUUACUUUUCUUCACCAAGUGACCUUCAUUUAAAAUGAGUUAUUUUUCUAAAUGUGCAAUUGCACCCAAUUGAUACUGGAAAUUUGAUGCUUAUUUUCAGAGUGCUGGUAAAUUUUCAUAAUAGGAUGUUUUAUAAAGACAAUUUUCUACUCUUACUUAAAAUUACUUGAAUUUUGUAUCAGGAAAAUGAAAUUGUGGCAGUCUGUCUUUUAAAGUGAAGGGCCUUAACUUGCCAUUUAUUUUAAGGAAAUCGGUUUAAAAUAUUCCUACUGUAUCUACUGUUUGUAAUUUAAAGAAACUUGAAGCAAACUAUCUCAAAGUCUACCGUGCCAAAAUGCACAUGUUGGAAAAACUUGUGAAAAAUAAAGGGUAAUGUUAAAUUAA
Grus americana (Whooping crane) is the source of this 3625-nucleotide messenger RNA. RefSeq names its product procollagen-lysine,2-oxoglutarate 5-dioxygenase 2 (gene PLOD2). Gene Ontology annotation, molecular function: L-ascorbic acid binding; procollagen-lysine 5-dioxygenase activity; iron ion binding. The transcript has 20 exons. Bases 292 to 2562 code for a protein of 756 amino acids. The record is from RefSeq and is a predicted model, not a curated record. Gene Ontology annotation, cellular component: endoplasmic reticulum. Gene Ontology annotation, biological process: peptidyl-lysine hydroxylation. NCBI's taxonomy places the organism in Eukaryota, Metazoa, Chordata, Aves, Gruiformes, Gruidae.